AUGGACUACCAUAAAACACUUGCGGCCGCCGGAGGGAAGGAAAUGCUUAAAGAGGCACUGAUAGAUGCCAUCUUGCAGGCAAUUCCAGCUCUAGGUGAUCGGAAGCGCAUUGAGGUCCCUACCAUUUAUGAAGGAAGCAUCAAUGCUGCGAUUCGGAUUCACCCUCCAACAGACGGGUCAUCUUAUACAGACGGGUCUGACAAUCUAAGGCAGCUUACAGCAGCUGAGGUUCUCCUGGCUCUUCAGGAACAACUUGCAGAGCCACUCUCGUCUCUGAGGACUGGCCCAUUUGGGGAGUAUGCCUCCUACACUACGAUUGGUCUAGAAGGCGACAGUCGGCUGUUAUUGCUCCGCGUCGACAUUUUGAGCCCAAUCGUGAAUCUUUCACGCACUCAGCCCGAACACAGAAUUCCGGUGCCGGCCCCACAAGCGGCGUUAUCCAGCACCAACCGCAAAAUGAUUGGCUUGAGAACCGCUAGCCUUGCGAUUCAGCACUUUCAGCUGGUUCAGUCCAGUCUCUUGUCGCUCGAUGCACUGUGA
Messenger RNA from Eimeria mitis, 540 nucleotides. RefSeq lists its product as uncharacterized. The record is from RefSeq and is a predicted model, not a curated record. Lineage: Eukaryota; Apicomplexa; Conoidasida; Eucoccidiorida; Eimeriidae. The transcript has 3 exons. The coding region runs from base 1 to 540 and encodes 179 amino acids.